AAUUUCGUCUGUCAAAAAGCCGUUUGCCUUAUUGAUGGGUGUUGAGUUUCUGCUAUAAAUUCUUAUUUAUUAACUCUUUGGCAGUCUAAUUGGUUUUGUGUUCCCAAAAAUGGUUUAAUUAGUUCAAUUUAUUUUAAAUAUUAAUAAGUGGCUGUGCACCGACUCUUGUAAACAAAUCCAAAAUGUCCGUACCUAGCACUGGUCUGAGCAAAUUGAAAAAGAAACAUAUUCGCGUGAAACAUCAAAAAGUGAAAUUGUUUCGUGCUAAUGAACCGUUAUUGUCUGUUUUUAUGUGGGGAGUAAAUCAUACGAUUAAUGAACUGAGUCAUGUCUCUAUACCCGUCAUGUUGUUGCCCGAUGACUUCAGAGCGUACUCCAAGCUGAAGGUGGACAACCACCUAUUCAACAAAGAGAACAUGCCAUCCCAUUUCAAAGUUAAGGAAUACUGCCCGCUGGUGUUCAGGAACCUCCGUGAGAGGUUCGGGAUAGAUGAUCUGGAUUACAAGGAAUCCUUAACCAGGUUUAGAAAGCCAGAUAACUACCUCCGCUCCAAGGCGAAGAGGUUGAGCGGUUUAAGGCGCUCGGCCACCGUCCCUAGUGAUGUAGGUGGCCAAUAUGAAUCUUUGUUCCACUCCAGCUUCACCAGGGGCUUGACCAUUAAACGUCUGAGGUCCCAGCCUAUACCGGACGAUUCGUCGGGCAAGUCCGGUGCUAAGUUCUACCAGAGCUACGACAGGCUCUUCAUCCUCAAGACCCUCACGUCCGAGGAAGUCGAGAGGAUGCACUCCUUCCUCAAGCAUUACCAUCCGUACAUAGUGGAGCGUCACGGUAAGACCUUGCUGCCUCAGUACCUGGGGAUGUACCGACUGACCGUUGAUGGUAUAGAGCACUACCUGGUCGCUACGAGGAACGUCUUCUCCAACCACCUCAAUAUACAUAAGAAAUACGACUUAAAAGGCUCAACAGUAGACAGAGAGGCGUCGGAGAAGGAGUUAGAGAAGGAGCUGCCCACGCUGAAAGACAACGACUUCAUCAAACAAGGAGUUCGCAUUGACAUCGGAGACGCUGCCAAGGACAAACUGCUGGAGACGCUGACCGCUGACGUGGAGUUCCUCACCAAGUUGCACCUGAUGGACUACUCCCUCCUGCUGGGGGUCCACGAGUGCGGGCGGGGCGAGGCGGAGGCGGAGGCGGCGCGCCAGCUGGCGGACCAGGCCUCCGACGACACGGACACCGACUCCGACACAGAACCCAGGCACGACAAUAGAUGGGGAUACAGCACGCCGCCCGACAGCCCCCGCGGCGCCGCCCGCCCCCCGCGCUACGAGGGGAUCGUGCCCGAGAUAGAUAUAUACGCCAUACCCAGCCACGACGGUGCUCCGAGAAAGGAGAUAUACUUCGUCGCGUUGAUCGACGUGCUGACGCAUUACGGGGUUAAGAAACAGGCGGCCAAAGCGGCCAAGACUGUGAAGUACGGCAGCAAUGUGGACGGCAUCUCCACCUGCGAUCCGGAACAGUACGGGAAACGGUUCAUAGACUUCGUGGCUAAGGCCAUAGACAAUUAGACGAGUCUGUGCCUCCUCUAGUGCUGGACACGUAGACUGCCAACUCUUCAGCCUUAGUAGUUAAACGCUAGGUAGACGGUGUGCGCCCUGCCCUGCUCACGGAUUGGAUAUCUUUUUAUAUAUAUUAAAUUAGUUUCCUAUUAAAGUGCCAAUGUAAUUUCAUUAGUAUGAAGAUCAUUCCAAUUUUUUUUUAUCAAAACGACAGUCGGAAAUCUAUUAAUGAGUUCAUAUAUCUGUGUCAGGAGUUUGUUGUACUAUUAUAAAUACUCUAUGGUCAGUAGAAACAUGAUCCUUAAAUGUUAUAUUUUAUUUUAUAAUCUUUAUUUUAUAAUAUUUAGUUGGAUUGGAAAGGAACACACAGGGUUGUAGGAUUUAUUCAAUAUCCGCACUAAGGGAGGCAGAGGCGUGACGUUACAAAGAUUCAAUGAUUAUUGAGAAAUUGAUAAGAAUUAAUUAUGUUAUAUAUUUAAAAAUAUUAUGAAAUGCGUUUGUGAAGAGAAAACCGUUUAUAUUAACGUGGGCGUUCUGUUGUGAUUCAAUAAUCCCUAACUUAUCGUGAUGUACUUGUGGUCCGUCGGUUUGAUCUUAUACUGGAAAUCUCCUUUAAGUGUGCUGUGGACAUGAAAAAUGGCGAGUAUAGUUGACAGUGACAGGUGGGUCGAUUAACAAAUGGCGGGUAUAGAUGACAUUGACAGGUGGGUCGAUUUGUGGCGGUAAGCGUUUGUCGUCUGAUUGAUUUAAAAUGUUAAAAUAAAUGAAAGGCACCAAUACAGAUUUAAUAAUGACAAAAAAAAACUUUUCAUUAAGAGUUAAAAAGAAUUUGAUCGACUAUUUUUGUACGGAUAAGGCCACCCAUUCACUUGCGUCAUUCUAAUCUUACAAAGGGUUUUGCAACGACUUGAAUACCAACAGUUUCGAAGUUUGUCAUUUUAUAAACGCUCUUAUAUUCAUUAUCACCUGGAUAUGAGAAGCUUGGGUACGUCCGUGGACCGAACACCUCGCGCUGAUCACUCCGCGUGUUACUUUGUAAGCACAGACUUUGUAAUAAUCUUUAAAGAAUCGUUACUAGCUUUUAUAACGUUCCGCUAUCGUAGAAUAGUAAUUAAUAUUAUUGUUAAAUAUCGUUGGUAUAAUGUUGUAAAGUUACGUGGAAGUUUGGAACGAGUCGCACCGCCAAUGCGAUGAGGGCGUAUCGUAUGUUAAAAUGGUAAGUGAAACGAUAUCAAAGGAUAGAUGUCUAUCUGAAUAUUUUAAUGGUGUUAUUUGUCAUCCUUAACGUGAGAUACGCCUUUCUCUAAGUAGCCGGUUGGUUGAUCCGAGCGUCCGCUAUGCAAUCUUUGCCAAUACUUACAUGAAUUCGCUUAGUCUUGUCUAGUGUAGUGUUGAUAUGAUCUAAGAUUUUGUUAUUUAUUAUUCUAUAACGGAUUAAGACUUGGAUUGUUGUGUCGUAUCUCGUAUACGCUGUUUGUCGGAAUUGUAUUGAAUUAUAUAUAUAUAUAUAUAAAUAUACAUGUAUGUAUCUGGUGAUAUCGUCGGCUUCGAGACGCGGUCACGGCGAGGUAUGUCGACACUGGCAGUAUUCAGACUGUAUUCUCCAGCCCCCGUUAUAUUUCAUUCUCGAUGAUAGCUCUUGUGAUAUGUUUUAUUAGUUAUAAUUACUUUAUGCGACGCUCCGUCGCUUGUAUAUGCUUCGAUAGCACAUUAUAUACACACAAAAUUUAAUUAAGUUACUCUUUGAUACGAUUCAAAUGUCAGCUGUCAUGGAAUGAUUAAUGUCACGUGUGUUGCCAUUGUUUAGGCGAUAGUUGAUGUUACGAUUGUUUAGUUUUAAUAAUUUUGUUGAUGGGAGCGCGUUAGGCUUCGCUAUGUAUCGGCAUUCAACACAAAUUUGAUAUGUUAAUUCUCUAGUCUCCUCUUGUAAAGACAUGUACUAAAAAUAUAUAAAAACAUUAAUUUUUGAAAUUGGGUUUAUAAAGUUUCAGGAA
Molecule: messenger RNA, 3550 nt
Organism: Danaus plexippus (monarch butterfly)
Lineage: Eukaryota; Metazoa; Arthropoda; Insecta; Lepidoptera; Nymphalidae
Gene: PIP4K
Product: phosphatidylinositol 5-phosphate 4-kinase type-2 alpha
Exons: 11
Coding region: 183-1565 (460 amino acids)
Biological process (GO): phosphatidylinositol metabolic process
Molecular function (GO): phosphatidylinositol kinase activity
Source: RefSeq, a predicted model, not a curated record